This is a messenger RNA of Branchiostoma floridae (Florida lancelet), 868 nucleotides long. RefSeq names its product COMM domain-containing protein 6-like. Gene Ontology annotation, molecular function: NF-kappaB binding. The transcript is spliced from 7 exons. Bases 134 to 745 code for a protein of 203 amino acids. NCBI's taxonomy places the organism in Eukaryota, Metazoa, Chordata, Leptocardii, Amphioxiformes, Branchiostomatidae. The record is from RefSeq and is a predicted model, not a curated record.
AUACAUGGUAAAUGGAUGAAACAUCAUUGUAUGAUAGACUAAGGUGUUGUUUUCCCCUGUAAUAUCCUAAAGGACGCUCCACCCUUUAAUAGCACCUCUACGUUGUAAAAAGAUUGACCUUUGACCAUUCAAAAUGGCGACGACACAGUUCAGUUUGCAGAGAGUUCCGCAAGGUUUCUACAGUGCAGUGGAUACUAUCAAUGGCUUGCCACAGGAUAUAUUGGCUGAAAUGUGUCAGGAGGUUGGGCUGUUCCUACAGUACAAGAUAGGUUCAGUCAACACAGCAAGGUUUUGUGAAAGAAUCCAGGAGACAUGUGUUGACACCAGUCAUCAUGAAGUCCAGAGUGCCAUCAAUGCUCUCACAUUCCUCUUCAGAUCUGCUGCCAGCAGCCAAGCGUCCACCUCAGAACUGGUACAACAGUUGAAGGUGAGCGGAGCCUGGACCAAGGACUCCCUGGCUGUGGUGAAACAUGUGUGGGACCAGCAGGGCAAACUACUGACUGCUUCAGAUAGUGUCAGCCAAGUGCUGAACAUUGGACAGCUGAUUGACAUGAAAUGGAGACUGGGCGUGGCCAUCGGAUCUGACACCUGCCGCAACCUGAACUCCCCCUUUGUUGCCAUGACGAUCAAGAUCGCAGAGCCCUCGGGAAAUGUCGUCACCAAAUCUUUUGAAAUGACCGUACCAGAAUUUCAGAAUUUCUCCCGGCAAAUGAAGGAUAUGGCAGCCAUGUUGGAAACUGUAUAGACCAUUGCAUAACCUAAAGUACGUGGGAACGAUCUAAUAUUAACGUACGCAGUAUUUCCAAAGUUUAAUGACAUAAUUUUGAUAUUUUUGUUUGAAAUGUGAAUAAAUGUUUUAAGAAAUUGA